Lymnaea stagnalis (great pond snail) is the source of this 873-nucleotide messenger RNA. Lineage: Eukaryota; Metazoa; Mollusca; Gastropoda; Lymnaeidae. The record is from the annotation of a GenBank genome assembly.
AUCAUAAACCAUAUGUGGCCAUAUAUUGCUGAAUAUGCAGAGGGAAUUCUCAGAGAGCAAGUGGAGCACGCGAUUCAAAUGAGUUCUCAGGAGUUGCGGUCAUUUAGAUUCAGCUCUAUAGAUCUUGGAGAUACAGUAUGUUUUAUUCAUUUCAAUAUGACAUCAAAUGUUGGCUCUAAAAGUAAUUUAAAUAAGUUAUUAAAGUUAUUAUUUAAGAUUCUUUUAUUGAACAAUUUACAGGUGUUAAGCUGAUAUUAUAUGUAGACUACUGCAAUGAUCUCAUGGUGGGUCUUCCAGCUACGUUCCUGGAUAAAAUUCAAACGGCACAGAAUAAUGCAGCUCACAUUGUGCUUUGCAAACACAAAUUUGACCAUGCUAAAACACUUCUGAGAGAGUUGCAUUGGCUGCCUGUCCGCGCCCGCACAGAGUACGAAAUUGCAACUCUGUGCUACCGCUGCUUGCAUGACCUGGCACAGUUCUAUCUCCUAGAGUGAUUUUCAAAUAAACUUUAUUAUUAUUAGUAUAUUUAAAAUUGUCCAUUCCAUAAACUUUUCAAUUUAAAAAGAACAUAAACCCCAUAAAUGCAUUUAUUUACAUUAAAAAAGAAAUGCUAUUUUAAAUAAAACCGAUUUAACAAUAAAAAAUAAUUUGAACACUGCAAUUAUCCAUUUUAGUGCAAUUAUUUAAAGAUAUAAUUAGUUCAUUGUACAUGUGAUGAGCCCCAACUUAAGCGUGUAAAGUAUUUUUUAUUAGAAAAGUUUAUUUCUAAUUGUUCCCUUAUCAUUUUAGCCUCCUCGCAUUGGUAGUGUUAAAGUCUACUCACAACAAAAAAAGGAUGAAAUCCAUAUGGACCUUGAACUCAAGUAUGUCUGA